This is a messenger RNA of Sitodiplosis mosellana (orange wheat blossom midge), 1636 nucleotides long. RefSeq names its product sodium/potassium/calcium exchanger 4-like. Gene Ontology annotation, cellular component: membrane. The coding region runs from base 194 to 1636 and encodes 480 amino acids. Gene Ontology annotation, molecular function: calcium, potassium:sodium antiporter activity; calcium channel activity. The transcript has 6 exons. Gene Ontology annotation, biological process: intracellular calcium ion homeostasis; calcium ion transmembrane transport. Lineage: Eukaryota; Metazoa; Arthropoda; Insecta; Diptera; Cecidomyiidae. The record is from RefSeq and is a predicted model, not a curated record.
UGCAUUGAUGUUUUGAUUUAAAUGUUAUUUGUUCGAAAGAAAUAGAUCCAUAUCGAUAGAUCUGUUGACUCUAUUCUGAGUUGCUAAGUUACUCUCGUACCAAUCAUCUUCAUAUAUUAUUGAUUUUUCGACUAUUCAAAGUGAGAAUGGUACGGAAAGCACUACAGCUCAGCCCAUUUCGGAAGUGAUAACAAUGAACAUAAGCAAAGUACGGCCCAUAAAUCAUACACCUUUGGAUGAUUUUCCAUGCGAUUUGUUCACAGAUGAACAAAGGAGGGAUGGAGCUAUAAUUUUUCACAUAUUAGGUGCUAUUUAUUUCUUUGUGUUGCUCGCUGUCGUAUGCAACGACUAUUUUCUGCCAUCGGUUGAAUGUGUUUGCGAAGAUCUGAAUAUAUCAAAGGAUGUUGCUGCAGCGACGUUCAUGGCGAUAUCAAGUAUAUCACCAGAAUUUUUCACAAAUAUUAUUUCAUCAUUUGUGGUCGAAUCAGACGUUGGUCUUGGCGGUGUGUUGGGCUCGUUGAUGUUUAAUGUGUUAGGUGUUGCAGCAUUUGCAGGCAUGGCCGUUACAGAUUACAUUCAGCUAGAUUGGUGGCCAAUUACAAGAGACUCCUUGUUGUAUGCGCUCAGUGUAUUUAUUUUAAUUUGGUUCACAUGGGACGGAGAAAUAACACUGCUAGAGUCGACGGUGAUGGUAUCACUUGUAAUUAUAUAUAUUCUUGUCUUGAUUUUCAAUAGACACCUAAUGCAUUGCAUGAAAUGGAUUAUGGAAAUCAAUUUAAACUGCUGCAGAGUGAAUAGCUAUGAUGUGCCAACAUCCUUUGUUGAGAGCAACCUCAAAAGGGCGAUCAGUUUACAGACAGAUGAUUUACGGAAAAUGACAAACAUGAAUGAAAAGCCAAAGUCCUUGCAUGGAAGCCUGUCUAAAUCAUCACUAAAUGAUAUGCCCAUAUUCAUGAUUUACGCAGAUCAGUCGAAGUCUGUAGAAAACAAAGAUGAAACCGAGCAGAAAGUAGAUAAAAGUCUAUGGAAUUUUCCAAUGAAAAGCAAACUCAAGACAAUGUGGUGGAUUUAUACGUGGCCAAUCAAAUUGUCGUUAACAUUAACCAUUCCGAAUCCAAAAACGUAUCGUCGUUGGUAUCCGCUUACUUUUGUCAUGUGCGUUAUUUGGAUCGGGUUAAAUUCCUACAUGAUCAUUUGGAUGAUGACUGUUAUAGGAUUCACAUUCAACAUUCCCGAAGCCGUGAUGGGUCUGACGUUCUUGUCUUUUGGAAAUUGCAUGCCGGAAGCAUUUUCGAGCAUUUUCAUGAUUCGGAAGGGAGAAAGAGGUUUUGGGGUAUCCAAUUCACUUGGAUCAAGUACUUUGGAUAUUCUCCUAUCGCUCGGACUACCUUGGUUUGUACGGAAUCUACUGCAAUGGGAAACAAAUCAAAAUCUAUCCGUGCACAUCGAAUCGAGCGGAAUCGGAUUCACCAUUCUGUUGUUGUUUGCUUCGGUCGUUGUGCUCUAUGCGAUUCUGUCUUCAUCUAAAUACCGUUUGAGCAGACCCGUUGGUUUCGUUCUAAUUUUAGCAUACACAGUUUUGGCCAUUCUCAGCGUAUCACUUGAAAUGGAUGUAUUUCCAACUCUAGCUAGUUGA